Drosophila biarmipes is the source of this 2093-nucleotide messenger RNA. RefSeq lists its product as uncharacterized. The transcript has 8 exons. Lineage: Eukaryota; Metazoa; Arthropoda; Insecta; Diptera; Drosophilidae. The coding region runs from base 94 to 1815 and encodes 573 amino acids. Gene Ontology annotation, molecular function: protein binding. The record is from RefSeq and is a predicted model, not a curated record.
UCUGCCGCCAUUUUAAAAGUUCAUCUUUUGGCAACAUCUUAAUUUUAAGUACCCACUCGGGGUAAUAAAUAAGUGUUUAAUGGAGUAGAUAACAUGGCGGUGCCCAAGCUGGACUUGGAUUUGUUUGAGGACAGCAUCCUCGAUUCGUGCUGGAAAGUGGGAGGACGAGUGCGCAAGUCCCACUCUUGGGCAUCUUUUCACCUCGAUCGGAAAGAGAUCGUCGCUGUGGAUAUAGUCGCUUGUUGCAAGCAAAUCACCAGUUUAAUAGAAGAAAACACAUUUAGAGAUCUUCAAUUAAAUCAAUUGGAGAGAAGGAACAAGCGAAGCUUUAUUUUUAGGGAUAUUGCUCGCUUGACCUUCGGCGUUGCCGACAUUUAUAGAUGUCAGGUGGACAUACUUUUGGGGGAUACUAAGCUUUUGUUGGAUCAAAUGAAACGGACCAACCUAGGCUUUGUUCUUACAACCACGAAAUCUGUAGUGGUCAAGGAAGCGAAAUUCGAAAACCAGCGCAAGCGGGUGACUACCAAGAAAUCAAAGAUCACCCUCUCCAAACGUCCCAGACUUGAGGAGUCGGAACUUCUGAACCAAUCCUCGCAGGAGUAUUACGGAAAAUUGCUAUCCGAAUGUCAGUUGUGGCAAACAGAGUACACACAAAAGGUGGAAGAGGACUUGGACGAGACCAUUGAAGCACCCAGAAGUUGUACACAAGCGAAGUCAUACCACGCCAUUACCAUGACCGAAGAAAUUAACGUUCACGAAGAUCAGAGCCAAAUCAUGCCAUCUGAUGGUUUUGGCGAUGACGAGGAGUUGGAUUUAACCAUGUUUCAAGAACUUUUCCCCAAAAACCACCAAAGGACAGCCUUAAAGCGGCUCUCAGUAACCGAGGACCCAAUUGACAUUUUACCAGAUAAAAUGCCGAGAUUGGAUGGAGUGGACAUUUUUCAAGCUGACAAUGCUAUCAUGACCCAAAUCUAUCCGCAUAAUAUUGAAUCAGCUGACGUAACUCAAAUAUGCUGCGAACCUGAAAUCCCUUACAUAUUGGAGCAUUCUAAAGAAAUUACAUGCAGCCAGCCGAAGAAUCCUCUCAAAAGAAAACUGAUUGUGGACAAGCGUAUAGAAUUCACUCGGGAGCAACUGGUGAAACAACGGCACAAAUACUUGGAUGAAUUGAACUGCAGAGCAGUAAUGGUAAAAAACCCAAGCAAACGACGAGAAACACCGAAUGAACUUUUAUGCAAACUCAAUAACAAAUCAUUUUGUUCAGCUAUUAAUUACAUCGGCAUUAGCUCAAAAGGAGGUGAAAUGCAAGACGAGUCUGAAAAUACAUUGAGAACCAUCUUUGGCAGCGAAUUUACAGAGACUCUUUCCAAGGAAAUCUUUGCUCCGCCAGCUCGCAAGAAAAUUUCAAGAAAUAAAAGGACAUAUUUAAAUCACUCCGUUCCCCUUGAAAUGGAAGAGAUUCCAAGAUCUCCUGAGCCACCUAUCGAUGCAAUUGUACCAAUCUAUAAUAACAAUUUUAAUGAACAUAGAACAUUGUGUCAAGAUAAUCAUUUUGAUACCCACAGCGUAAUGAUGGAUCUCCUAAGCAUUUGGCGUAAUAACCCAGAAAUUACUGGAAUCGAUGCCGUUGGAUUUAUCAAAUCCUUUGUUGAUCGCAUCAAGGCUGCACUAGCUUUUCUUCAUUUGCUGUAUCUAAUUCGCGACAGUUUUAUAGAGAUCUCGAAGCGGGCUAACACCAUUGAAAUGGACCAAAUUACUCUGGGAAAAGAAUCCGCUAAGCUUAUAGAAAAUAUUUCGCUUGGCGAUAUUUUCUAGAGUUAUUUAAACUAGUCUUUAAACCGUUGUUUUCACAAUUAGUAAUUGUUAAUUUCGUCAUGUGAUCCUAAAACAUGUAUUACUGUGUAAGAAUAAGCUAGAAGUUGCGUAAUUUUCUAAGCAAAAACUGAAUAUUGCCUUAGUGUCAUCUUUACGUUGUUAUUGUUUAAAUGGGCAAUGAUGCCCAAGUCAAAUCGUUUAGUUUUUCCUUGUCGAUAAAGUACUGUCCAUUUUCAUUGAACCCAAUUAAACUCGUUUACAUAUUUCUGUUACUAUUA